Messenger RNA from Rana temporaria (common frog), 2246 nucleotides. It is a transcript of the gene UBXN7, whose product is annotated as UBX domain protein 7. The record is from RefSeq and is a predicted model, not a curated record. The transcript is spliced from 11 exons. Gene Ontology annotation, cellular component: nucleus. Bases 52 to 1554 code for a protein of 500 amino acids. Gene Ontology annotation, molecular function: ubiquitin binding. NCBI's taxonomy places the organism in Eukaryota, Metazoa, Chordata, Amphibia, Anura, Ranidae. Gene Ontology annotation, biological process: proteasome-mediated ubiquitin-dependent protein catabolic process.
CAGCGGCGCAGGCAGUGACGUCACGGCUUGUUGUUGCCUGGCGCGGGGAAGAUGGAGGCAGAUUGUGGGGUGUCUGCUCAGCUGUUAAAGGAGUUCCUGUCCAUCACCGGAGCCAGUGAAAGUGUGGCAAAGCAUAUGUUGGAAGCAUGCAAUCACAACUUAGAAAUGGCUGUCACUAUGUUCCUGGAUGGAGGUGGUGUUGUGGAGGAGCCAAGCACAAGCUCUGCAGGGGCUUCAAGUGCCCACCCCCCACCUGCCGAAGAUGAUGUGCGCGCACCAAUUCCACAGAAACAAGACAUCCUUGUGGAGCCUGAAAUAUUUGGCGCCCCUAAAAGGCGAAGACCAGCACGUUCAAUAUUUGAUGGCUUCCGGGAUUUCCAGACUGAGACCAUUCGUCAGGAGCAGGAGUUGCGGAAUGGAGGAGUGGUGGAUAAGAAACUAACUACUUUGGCUGACCUUUUCCGACCGCCUAUAGAUCUUAUGCAUAAAGGCAGUUUUGAGACGGCGAAGGAAUGUGGACAGCUGAAGAACAAAUGGCUGAUGAUUAACAUACAGAAUGUGCAGGAUUUUGCCUGCCAGUGCCUGAAUCGGGAUAUAUGGAGUAAUGACUCUGUAAAGUCUAUAAUACGGGAACAUUUCAUCUUCUGGCAGGUAUAUCAUGAUAGUGAAGAAGGACAGAGGUACAUUCAAUUCUACAAGUUAUCUGAGUUCCCAUAUGUUUCCAUUCUUGACCCUCGCACAGGUCAGAAGAUGGUUGAGUGGCAGAAAGUAGAUGUGAGUUCCUUCUUGGAGCAAAUUACUGGAUUCUUAGGGGAACAUGGCCAGCUUGAUGGUCUCUCCAGCAGUCCACCUAAGAAGCGACCACGUUCUGAGAGCCUCAUAGAUGCCAGUGAAGACAGCCAACUAGAAGCAGCGAUACGUGCAUCCCUACAGGAAACCCAUUUUGACUCUACAUCAACAAAGCAAACUUCUCAGUAUGAGGAGGAGUCGGACCCUGAACUGUAUUCUGGCAGUGAAGAAUUCAUAUCUGUAUGUGGUUCUGACCAUGAGGAUGAAGAUGUGCCGCCUGUGGAAACAUUGCCAGAGCCAGAGACUUGCAGUAGUAAAGCUAAGAAGGCCACAUCUAAAAAUGCCAAUCACAGAAAAGAGGAGCAGUCGGAGCCUGUGGAAGAUGCCACAGUGGAAGCAGUGGAAGCAGACUUUCCAAGCCAGCAAGCACACCUAGACAAAUCUCCCAAAUCUCCGACUGAAUCUUGCUUAGGAGAAGAUGGCAGGAAUCUAGACCAUGCAGAAGAUUGUGCUGAUAAUAAUGGACCCAAAGCAAAGUUAAUGUUACGAUACCCUGAUGGGAAAAGGGAACAGAUUACAUUACCAGAGAAGGCCAAAUUAAUGGCUUUGGUAAAACACGUUCAGCUAAAUGGUUACCCCAACGAGCGAUUUGAGCUCUUAACAAACUUUCCCAGACGGAAGCUAUCGCAUUUGGACUAUGACAUCACAUUGCAGGAAGCAGGCUUGUGUCCUCAAGAGACUGUAUUUGUACAGGAAAGGAACUAAAUGACUCUCAAAUUUCCCUACUUUCAUCAUCAAUUACUUUGUCACUACUAUAUUUUGGUCUCCUAUUUGUGUCUCAUCAUCGGCUUGUAAUACUUGGGAAUGAAAAGCUUCAGAGAUACACAGGACUUAUUGAGGAGAGCACAGAGCUGUACACUGUGAAGACACAGGAUGUGCGUACAUUUAAACUCUCCACACUUGUCACUUCAUAAGUCUGAUCUCUUUGUUACUAUUGGAUAAAUCCGUAGACACCAGGUACUACUUGCCACCCUUUCAGGAAAUGUACAGCUCAAGUUAUAUCUGGAUAGUCAUAUAUAUUUUUUUUGUAUGAAUUUGGAAUUCCAAGGAUAUUUUCCAGAUUAUUUAUUACUCGUUGCUGCAGAAACUGCAGUUGUGCUUUUGUUUUAUUUUAGACUGCUGUCAUUUUGCUUUUUUAUUUUCUUUUUUCAAUUAAGAGCCAUUUUGAUUCUCAGUUUUUCUUGUGUUCUACUAGAUACAUGGAGGGAUAGUUGAUGGCAGAGAACACUGAAAGAGUCAGGACUGACCAUGCAGAAAAUCGGUUUCUUCUAUGUAGAGAUCAAGAAUAAACAUGCACUCGAGUGCAGUAAGACUCCUUAUCACUGCUGAGAGAUUUUCAGGCAUGCUUGGAAAAUGGCUAUAUGAUACUUUCAGUAAAACGGUUCCUGAGAAUUUUU